Monomorium pharaonis (pharaoh ant) is the source of this 10614-nucleotide messenger RNA. RefSeq names its product apolipophorins (gene apolpp). Gene Ontology annotation, biological process: lipid transport. NCBI's taxonomy places the organism in Eukaryota, Metazoa, Arthropoda, Insecta, Hymenoptera, Formicidae. Gene Ontology annotation, molecular function: lipid carrier activity. The coding region runs from base 100 to 10269 and encodes 3389 amino acids. The transcript has 26 exons. The record is from RefSeq and is a predicted model, not a curated record.
ACGCUUUUGUCGUGUUCGCCCGUGGCCGCCGAUCGUGUCACCACUGAUUGUGCAAGAGUAGUGCUUAAAGUAGUUUGCAGUACCUGGGGAGAGAAAGCCAUGAGGCUCACGAGGGCGGCCGUCUUCGCCGGCUGUCUCCUCUUCCUGGCGGUCGUCGCCUCAGGCGAUAAAUGUACAGUCGGCUGCCAUGGAAUGCACGGAGGUAAAGCCUAUCAAGAGGGACACACAUACUUGUACGAUUUAGAAGGAUCGUCUGUGACAUCGGUCCCCGAUGCUCAGGGUGACGCUGUUUUGAAGCUGAAGGGUAGUGUUGAAUUGUCAGUGAAACCUGACUGUAUUCGACAGAUCCGAUUAAAAGGCGUAUCAAUCAAUGGAGCUCCAAUAACGCUGCCAGAUAUUGAAAAGUACGCUCUACAAUUCAAUUAUCACGAUGGUCAUAUCGAUACGGAGGUUUGUGCCGAACCCGGUGACUCACAGGCGUCUCUCAACAUCAAGAGAGCUGUUGCUUCCUUGUUCCAAUCAGCUGUCAUACAAGACUCUGGUUCUACGACUCAUCAUGAGACCGACGUAUUCGGUAGUUGUCCAACUGACUUUACUUUCCACAAAGACGGCGACUCGCUGGUCAUCCACAAGUUGAGAGAUCUGAUGCGUUGCUCUCAUCGCGAGAGCAUAAACGAGGGUGUUGUAUCCGUGAUCUAUGAUCAGAAAUCCGACAUCCAAUCGUCUCCGAUAUUGUUAUCACAUCAGAAGAUCGAACAACGUUUCAAGCGCGGUAUCUUGAACAAAGCGACCUCAGUCGAGACGUACAAAUUGAAACCGUGGAGCAACGGAGACAUCGGCGCCAAGACGAUCGUGCAGACCACUCUGACGCUCAAAAGUGAGAAGUCAGAUAGCCCGAACGCCCCGGUUUCCCUACCAAAAUCCCUGAUCUUCGAAGCGCCGCAUCCCGUAAUUAAAUCGUCGGCUGACAGCAUCGCCGCAGCCGUAAAGGCAGUGAGCGCCGAAGAGCACAACGGUGUAAAGCAUGACGCGGCGGAAAAGUUUGCAAAACUCGUUAAAGUCCUUCGUCUCAGUAGCAAGAAAGAUAUUUUUACGAUCUACCAGAAAGUGAAAAACGGCAACGGUUUUGAUAAGGUCCUGGACAAGAAAAUCUUCCUGGACGCUCUCUUCCGUACUAGAAGCGGUGAAGCCGCGGAGGUAGUCGUGGACCUAUUAAAGAGUCACGAGAUUACUGGCGUUCAGGCGCUUAUGUUUUACGCAAGUCUUACUCUCGUUGAGCAUGUAAACCUACCGUCGGUGACCGCCGUCACCUCUCUUCUUGAUGAGCCGAAUUUACCGCGUCUCGGUUAUCUUGGAGUCGGUCAGGUAAUCGGCAAGUAUUGUCAGCAGCAUACUUGCGAGAACGUAGCCGAAGUCAAGCAAGCUAUUCACAAGAUUCGCGACAAGGUUGGCAAUGGAAAGGCGAAGACCAGAGACCAAGAGAACACCAUAGUCUCAGCUUUGAAGGCGUUAGGCAACACCAAAUAUCUUGACGACGCUACUUUGCAGAAAUUGGUCGGCAUUGCUGAAGAUAAGAACGUCCGCAAUAGAGUCAGAGUAGCCGCUAUCGAGACUUUGCCUACCCGUUGCUCCAUGAAGUGGAAAAAUAUCCUUUUGAAGGUACUGGGCGAUCGCGAGGAGGACAGCGAGAUCAGGAUCAAGUCUUAUCUCUCUUUGGUUAACUGCCCCUGUCCACAUGUCGCUAGCGGUCUGAAGGAAAUUUUGGAUAAAGAAACAGUCAUUCAAGUCGGAUCCUUCAUCAAUACUCACUUGCGUCAUCUACGAGCGUCCGCCGAUCCGAAUAAAGCUGCAGCAAAGAGACAUCUUGCUCAGAUCAAGUUACGAACAAAAUUCCCAAAGGAUUUCCGCAAAUAUUCUUUCAACGAUGAACUGUCGUACAAUCUGGGUGGUAUCGGAGUCGGUUCCUCUGUAGAGAGCAAUGUCAUCUACAGCCAGAAUAGCUAUAUACCACGCUCCGUCAGUAUAAACUUGACCAGCGAGAUAUUCGGGAGAUCCGUUAACUUCCUAGAGCUCAACACGCGCGUCGAGAAUCUUGACAGAUUGAUCGAGCAUUAUUUCGGACCCAAGGGUCGUUUGACGCAGGACGAAGUGGAAGACUUGGUGGACAAGGGAGUGGACGAGACACAGAAUAUCGUUAAAUAUAUCAAAGAGAAAAUCAGUAAAAUGCGCGGCAAGCGUGAAGUUAAGCAGGGAGAACUCGACAAAUUCGCCAAAGGUGUGAAAUUAAGGAAUAACGAAGUAGACCAGCAACUCGAUAUCGAUUUAUCAGUCAAACUGUUUGGCGUUGAACUAGCCUAUUUGACUUACGACGGUAAUCCUGGGCAGUUUACACCGGAACAAAUUGUCGACAAGUUAUUCGACAACUUUGAGAAAGGAGUCGACAAGAUCAAGAAUUUCGAUUAUAAUCUGCAGGAUCACACGCAGUUCCUCGAUGCAGAAAUCGUCUAUCCCACAAAUCUCGGUAUAGCUCUCUCUGUCAGCGUGACUGGAACCAGCGUGAUUCACUUGAAAACGUACGGCAAGCUAGACAUUCCGGCAAUCAUAAAGGACCCAAACAAUGCCGAAAUACAUUUUGGUUUGGCUCCCAGUGCUUCUAUUCGUGUUGUUGGUAACAUGGUCGUUAAAGGAUUCGAUGUAGAGUCCGGUAUGAAAAUUGUUGGCACAUUGCACACUAAUACAGCAACCGAUCUGACGGUGAAACUAUUGGAUGGCAAAGGUAUCGAUAUAACCGUUGGCGCACCGAAUAAAAAAGAAGAGCCAAUAAGCUUUAGCAGCGAAAUUCUACUGAGUUCCGGUGACACGUACAAAGCUCCCAAAUUCGGCAAGAGUAAGGUAUAUAAAGAUUGCUUUGAACAAUUAUCUUCUAUUCUGGGUGUGACGGUUUGCGGUGACAUAGAAUUUCCCUACGAUGGCGUCGAAUCAUUGCAAAAGAGAGCACUCUUCCCCUUGAAUGGACCAGCAAAAUUCAACAUUAAUUGGGAGAACAAUGAUCUAUCAGCUGUCCAUCUCAAGAUCUACGGUGACAACUCGCCCAAAUCUAAAUCAUUUGAGAUCUUACUAGAGACGCCGAACAGUAAAACCAAAAGACGCAUAUCUUUUACGGGUGAAGUCGGUCUCGAACCUAAUAAGCACGCUAAAUUAGAUUUUGAUUCUUCCUUCAAGAAAGCUUCUAUCGAAGCGGUAAUAAAAGAGGAGUCUCAGGAACACUCACUAAUGAUCACUUUACACAAUGACAACCAGGAAUAUUAUGGGCGCGUCGGUAUCUUGGCCAGUGGUGCCAAAUACAAACCUAUCUUGGAGUAUAGGGUACCAGAGCAUAUUGAAAAGUUGGCGACCAGCAAGUCCGGACUGAAGCCAUCCAAAGGCGGUCAGCAGUACGAGGUGCAAGGUACCGUAGAGGUGAUCGAUCAGAAUGGUGGCAAAAAAUACGUAUUCGACAAAGUAGCCCUUGUCGUAAGUGGUCAGAAGCUCGUCGGUCUCGACGGUCAUGUUCAGUCUGCAAAAGACAGCGCUGGCUUAGAUAUGAAGGUGAUUUAUGGCGAGGAAUCCAUCGAUCUCAAGUUGCAAGGAGAAAAGAAAAAAGAUGAUCAUUACUCGAUUGUUAUUUCAGCAUUGCCAUCAAAAGAUCCCAAUAUCGGAUUCAACAUUCAGUCCGAAAUUCAAAGGGAAGCGUACGCAUAUAAGUAUAAACUGAUCUUCAUUCACGGUCCAGAUCAGAACUCCAAGAUAAACCGUUUCAGCCUCGAUCAUCACGCUAUCGCCAAGCCAAACAUGGAUGGAAUGAACUUCAUUCUAGGCAGUUCCACCAAGAUAUCGUAUCCCGCUAUGAAAUUGAAACUGGAACUUGUAGAUAAGAUCAAACCCAAUUCUAUCGAAGGCGAGAUCGCAAUUGGUUAUGAGAAAUUCAAGUUUGGCUCAAAGCUAUCCGCCGAGGCGAACAAAGUUAAGCCAGGCGACUACGAGAUUGAAUUCGAAGGAGAGCUUUUGCAGAAUAGCAUUAAAUUGGAAUCCAAGCGUACGAUUGUUGAUGCGCACAAAAGCAAGUACAAAAACAAGCUCGAGCUCGUACCGGGAGGUAAAUACGAGGCCGAUGCACUGGUUACGUAUAAUCACGACAAAAAUAACAAGAACGUGAACUUCGAAAUCGAUAGCGAUCUGAAGCUGGACGACAAAAAGGCUAAAGUUUUUGGCAGUUUGAAUGUCGAACAUCCCAAUAAUCUUCAGUCACAAGCGUACGUCAUUGUCAGUGACGUUAAGUACGUCGAUUUUCUGUUAAAACUACAGAAAGAUCACUUAAAUCCUCAAGGUAGCCUAACUUUGAACGUAAAGAACUAUGUGAAUGUCGAAGGAAAGGUAUCGUCUCAGAACGGUAAGGGUAAUGCGCAUCUUAACAUUGACUUGCCGAAGAUCAACCGGAAGAUCAAAGGAACUAGCGACUUCACAGUGAUUGGCUCGCAGCACAAUGCCAAUAUUGAGCUUCUAUAUGAUGCUGAAAAGGACCCGAGCAAACGCAUCAAACUAUCCACCAUAAACGACAUAAAGAAGAACGCUAUUGACACAAAGAACGUAAUCGAGAUAAUAAAUAACAAGUUUGAAGUAAAUGGCAAAGGUAAAUAUGAUGGCACUUUAAUAGAUGGCGAGCUAGCUCUCGAAGGAGAUGUCACUCUACCAAACGGUCGUUACCUGACUGGUAAUUUUAAGCAAACAUCGAAGAAGGAUGAGAACAACAAGAUAAAUGCCCAUGUGAACGGCGAGUUAGCAGAUCACGAAUCUAAGGGUGGCAAAUCGCGAAAACUUAUGUUCGUUGAAGAUGUUAGCAACGCUGAUUUCAAAACGUACACAUUCCAAUCCAAUAGCCAAGUGAAAGCCAUCAAUUAUGACGGCAACAACGUACAACUCGAUUUGAAGGUCAAAAAUCUCCUCGACACCGAUGGUCACAAGAAUGUGGAAGGGCUCGUCAUAAACUUGUCGGGAUCGCAAUUGCCGCAACCGUUGAAUUUAGAUUACGAAGGUACUGAGGACGAUAACGGCAAAGAGUCCUACAAAUGUGCUGCUUCUUAUGGCAAGAACCUCCAGUUAAAGAGUUCGGGUGACUUCGUUCCUGGCAAUGAAAUUGACAAGCCCUGCACAAUUAAAGGCAACGUGGAACUAAUAUUGCCGUCAGAGAAAUUGCGCAACGUCAAGCUCGACUUCGAGGACGAAAUACUGAUCCAAGAUCAGCAAGCCGAGACGGAUAUUGUCGAUUUGAAGAGCUCGGCGGUGCUCACUUACAACGAUGACAAAACUAUCAAGAUCAAGGGUGCCUACAAGAGUAUUGGAAUUAGCGACGGUGAACAUCCUUUCGAGACUGAUGUGCAACUCGAUCUGGCUGUUCUCAAGAUUCCGCCUAUCAGUUACCAUGAUCAUAGCAAGUACGUGCCCAGCGAUGACAAAGUGACGAUUACCAGCAACACGAUCGUCAAAUACGACCAAAAGGAGAUGACCCUCGCGCUCAAUCCUCUUACGUUUAAUCACGAUUUGACGCACAUUGAUGUAAAGGCCAAGGCUACCACCCCAUACGAGAAGCUGCAUAACAUCGACCUUGAACUCAACCACGAGAGAGAAAAGAACGGCCAUGUAAGGAAAACCGACGCAGCCUUGAACUUGGACAGCACGAAGUAUACGCUCAAGAGCGAAAUUCGAGAGGGCAACGUAUCCCCGAUGAUGCACGUAAUUUUCACCUGUCCGUCGGGAAAGACCGAGUUGCUCUCGAAAUUCGACAAACUUGGCGAACACGAAUACACAGGCGAAUGGAAGAUCGAGACGCCAAAAGGCUUCGCCAUCGCCGACGCGCACGUCAAUCUGGAGAGCAUUGACAAUUUCGUAAUUAAGGGUAAUUUGGACAGCGACAAGCUCAAGCAUCGGAAAAUUCACGUUGAAAUCGCUAAUAGUCCCACCGCGAAAACCGGCAGGCGGAUAACGAUCACCGUCACCAGCGACGGCAAAAACAUCGUGACCGGAAGCACAAACUACAAGAAACGCGACGAGGCCGGCAAAAUCACCGUCGAGGGUAGCGGCAAUCUCAAGAUAGGCGAGGACACAAGGAGCUCCUCUUUCAAGUACACUCGCCAGCAACUGACUCGCGAGAAGGACGGCGAAUCCGGCACGGUAAUCGUCCUGAACGCCAAGUUCGAUCCAGCGGCUGUUGUGGGCGAGCUGAAGUUCUCGAACAAGGAGAUCCUCGUUUUCAAUAGCUACUGCGAGCAGAGCAAGGAUUGCGCUCACUUUAAGCUUCAAUCGAGCUACGACUCCGACAACAAGAAUUACUUAAAUCACGAUUUAACGGUGGAAGUAGACCUGAAGAAAUUCAACGUGCCAGUUGAAUUUGGACUGAAAACGAACACCGAAUCCAAUUUCAAGGAACCCAAAUAUGAUCACUCUGCCAACUUGUACUUACACUCGUCGAAGGACAAGUCCCAGUAUUCCUACAGAGUUUACGCUAAUCCUAAGGAAAGCGCUGCCAUUCUGACUUUGCCCAAUCGCGAACUAGCCGUUGUUAGCACAUACGAUUUGCCGAAGACGAAGCAUACCGGAGCAUUCAAGGCCGAUCUCUCUCUUUACUUAGACAGGAAGAACAAGCCGUCCGAGAAGAGCGCUCUGGUUGCUACCGGUGAUAUUAACAUCGAGAAGAAUAGCGGAUCUGUCAACGGAGAGGUCAAAUUCAUAUAUCCAUCUCAGCCGAAGGAUAUGGCAGUGAAAGGUAAACUUCACUACGGUGGCGAACACCUGCUGGAUGCGAACGUAGAUAUUGACAUUUUCGCCAAGAAAACGCAAAAGAUCAACGUAGUGGCGAAACUACAUCAACAAAAUAUUGAAAAGGGUUAUAACAUCACUAGCGUAAUUGAAGUGAACAGUCGUGGGCAACAACUCAAAGUCGACCUAAAGUCGCACUUAGCAGUCUCAGAUACCAAAUUAGGUUUUGGCAGUACAUUGUCAUACACGGAUAUACAUCAAAAGCCGAAGAGCGUUGGCAUUCUGUUCGCUACGGAUGACACGCAAGUGUAUCUUCUUGUAACCGGGCCUAAUAAAGAACUUCUUAAAGUCGAUUCAAAACUGCAAUUACAGAAGAACUUGCAGAAGCUUGAUACGGAAAUCGUGAUUUUAGGCAACAAACCUAUUGUAAUGAAUUUCGAAGCGCAUGAUUGGAACAGCUUUACUUAUUCGGAACACCAACAAGAUCCCAAUAAUAAACUCAACGUCAACGGACGCGUUGUGCUCGGGCAGCUGGCUGAGAUUCAUGCCGAUGCUUUCAAGGAUGGAGUGAAGAAGCAUCUGUUCCAUGGUUUGAUUCAUCUUGAUGAAGAGAAGUUCCUAAAACCUGACUUUGGCUACGACAAGGACAAUAUUGCCUAUGCGACCGAACAUUAUGUAAGCGAAAGCAUCAAGGUGUUGAAACAGCUCAAGGAAGCUGGUAAUGAGCUAGCUGAUGAAACAGAACGAGAAUUGAAAGAUCUUGUGGAACAUUUGAAGAAAGCCCAGCCGAACAUCAAGCCGCUCUUGGACUAUUACGAUGCCGAACUAAACAAACUGAACAACGAGCUCCACGCCGAUCAGACCAUCAAAGACAUACAAACUACCUUGAACAAAUACUUUGGGGCUAUUAUCACGGCCGUAGCAAAUACCAUGAAACAAGUAGCUGCACAAUUAAACGAGCUUCAAAAAGAAUACCUUGAAGUAGCCUCUAAGAUUGAGGAAGCAUGGAAAACGGUUUAUCCUCAGCUGAAAGAAUCGUACAACAAAAUAGCUACUGCGUACAUCAAUUUCGUCGAUAGCGUUAGUAAAGUUUUGACAGCCUACGUCAAGACGUUACUUGCUGUGAUUAAUGAACAUCAGAAGGAUCUGAAGGAAAUGGCGGUUGUGGCUUCGGAGCUUGCGCAGGAUGUUGCUAAGAUCGUAUUCAAGGCCAUCGGUGAAAUCAAGAAAGACGUCGACGAGUUCAUCAUCCUAUUGAAGAAUCAAAUGAAAGCUUUACCGAUCUUCGACAUGGCAAAGGAGCAGUACCAGGAUAUCGUGAACUUUAAAAUUCCGGAAGGCAUAUUGGCCUCCAUCCAUGAACUCAGCGAGGGCAUAAAGGCCAUGCUACCGACUGAGGAACUUCGACAGCUCUUCAGCGCUACGUAUGAAUACAUCAUGAAGCACGUCAAACACGAGAAAGUCGAUGAUACCAACGAGAUCAAGAAAAUCUACGACCGUACGGUCGAUGCAAUUGCGUCUCUCAUCAAGCUUGUGGAAUCCAGCAAUACUCUGGACAGCCUGAUAGACGACUUGUUCGAUGCUCGUCUUCCAAUUGAGCUCGAAAUGUUCGCGAGAUUGCCAGCGAUUACCUCGUUCAAAGUUUCUCUUCUCGAUCUGAUGCGCAAUAAUGAAUUACCGUCACCCGUGGAUGCCUUCUACACCUAUAGGCCAUCUCUGAAUCGUGUAGACAUCUUACCUCCCUUCAGCAAAAUCGGUUUCGUCAUCGAUGGAGGACACAUCUUCACCUUCGACGACAAUCAUUUGAGUGUGCCCGGCGAUUGCACCUACAUUCUAGCCCAGGACAUACAGGACGGCAAUUUCUCCGUCGUGGCCAACUUUAACAAAGGAAAUCUUGUUAGCGUGACCGUAACGGAGCCUAAAGAGAGCAUCACGCUGAAGAACAAUGGCAACAUUCUAGUGAACAACAAACCGGCCGAUUUCCCCGCCAGCACGAAGAAUUUGCACGCGUUCCUCACUUACGCUAUGAACGUCAAGUCCGAUUACGGCGUGCAGGUUAUAUGCCGUUACAAACAACCCUUCUUUUGUGGAGUUACCGUGUCCGGCUUUUAUCACGGAAAAUUACGCGGUCUUUUCGGUGAUGCCAACAACGAGUAUUACGACGACUACACGUUGCCGUCUGGAAAGAUUACCGAGAGCGAGACUGAAUUUGCCAACGGAUACAAACUGAAGCCCGAUUGCCCGACUGUGAACGCGAUCGAUCACAAGACGAAGCACGAACGUAAUCCAGUCUGCACUGGCUACUUCUCCGGUCAGAAAUCUACGUUGAAAAACUGCUUCAACUACGUUAAUCCAACUCAUUACCGAGACGCUUGCGACGCUGCGGCUAACGGAAAUCCGCAAGCUCCUUGCUUGCUCGCCACCGCUUAUUACGGUCGUUGCGUUUAUAGGGGUAUUUUCGAAAUAAGCGUUCCCACUAGUUGCGUAAAUUGCAAAGUUGGCCAGGACACGAUUGCCGCUGGUGACACUUUCAGCGUCAAAAGCCCGAAGAAUCAAGCUGAUAUACUGUUGGUUGUCGAGCAAGUUGAGCAAAAUGAGAAAGUUUUUAAAGAACUGGUUCCGCCAUUGCUAACCGAUCUGAGAGAAGAACUGAAACAACAUGGCAUCACGGACGUUCACAUCGGCUUAAUCGGUUACGCCGAACAUAUAAAGUGGCCGCAAUACUAUACCACCAACGGCAAUACUAACAUCGAGGGUGAAGUGAAGAAUAUGAAAUUCAAAAAGCCAGAGCCGAUUCUUACUUUUGAGGAGGCCAAAAAAGGUGGCAGUGAGACGCUACAGAAAUACCUUGAGCAAAGAUUAAACGUGGAGCUUGGCACCCUCAGGUUGACCGAUGUCUACGAGGAAGCUAUUAAAUAUCCGUACAGACCUGGCGCGGUCAAGGCUGUCGUCGUAAUCGGCGGUACCACAUGCGAGAAGAGUCCAUUGCCAAUAUCGCUGCAACAAUUGAGGCUUAUGCUCGGACAGAAAAUGUAUCGAGAUUUGGGUCUGAGUUUCUAUUACGCAUAUAAUACGAAUGACAUCCAAGUUUCCGGCAAAGUACAAAAGAACAUUGUUGGUUUCGAUAGCGACAGUGUAUAUGUACUCGGCGACAACAAGAAAAGACCACUGGUUGGAAGCACCGAUCUUAAAAAUAACAUGGUCGUAAGUGGUCCGGCUGACGUGUGUGCCGACUUUGCUGUCGCGUCUGGCGGAGUGGCGUUUAGUUCCAGCAAUUUCUUGGACGCUAAACCGAAUCAGAAGAGGCAGUUUGCUCAGGUUACUGCUAGAAAGAUCGUCGAGGACAUCACAAGUGUUGAAAUCGAACAGGAUUGCGUGUGCAAAAAAUAUUACGGAAUGGGACGUCCUCACUGUAAGAUUGUGGGACGCAACGAGAAGGCACUCGAGAGACACACGAAAGGAGGAGUGAAGGGUUGAAGGAGCCACAGUACUAUGAAUACUAUUAUUGCUAAUUAAUUUAGAUAUAAUCUAUUUGUUACUUUGUUACAAUAUCAUAAAAGGCCUUUUGAUAUAGAGUUGUAAAUGAUAUAAUUGCGCCAUGCGCAAUCGGUAUCGCCGAUCUUUUACAGAUCGAAAAAAAGGUCGGAGACAAGACUCGAAUUGUGUCUAACGACAACUUCUUUGUUUUCUAGAUCUAACAUAAACGUAUAGAAGCAAAUUAAUGCAAAUGCAAUAAAUUGGUGUAUCAUUUAUCGAUGUACAAUAAGUGAUGUUUUACAAAGAAGAAAUAAACAUUGGCACAUACUACGUUUAUAAUGAAAA